Molecule: messenger RNA, 417 nt
Organism: Nipponia nippon (crested ibis)
Lineage: Eukaryota; Metazoa; Chordata; Aves; Pelecaniformes; Threskiornithidae
Source: RefSeq, a predicted model, not a curated record
AUGCGCCGCGCUCGGAGGUGCGAGGAUGCUCUGGUGAAUGUGGCCCCGCUCGAGGCUCGCCGGGCCUCGCCGAGGUCUGGCGGUGGCGACGAACCUCAGAUCGUCCCGGAGGUGUCGAGCUUCGGGGAGAGCCCGCCGCUCUCCCCCAUCGACAUGGACACGCAGGAGCGUAUCAAGGCGGAACGCAAACGGCUGAGGAACCGUAUCGCCGCCUCCAAGUGCCGCAAGAGGAAGCUGGAGCGGAUCUCCCGCCUGGAGGAGAAGGUGAAGAGCCUGAAGAGCCAGAACACGGAGCUGGCCUCCACCGCCAGCCUGCUCCGGGAGCAGGUCGCCCAGCUCAAGCAGAAGGUCCUCAGCCACGUCAACAGCGGCUGCCAGCUCCUGCCCCAGCACCAGCACCAGGUGCCGGCUUACUGA